Eutrema salsugineum is the source of this 1400-nucleotide messenger RNA. Its product is annotated as putative mediator of RNA polymerase II transcription subunit 26. The transcript is spliced from 2 exons. Gene Ontology annotation, biological process: positive regulation of DNA-templated transcription. Gene Ontology annotation, cellular component: SWI/SNF complex. Bases 86 to 1222 code for a protein of 378 amino acids. Lineage: Eukaryota; Viridiplantae; Streptophyta; Magnoliopsida; Brassicales; Brassicaceae. The record is from RefSeq and is a predicted model, not a curated record.
CCUUUAAAUCAUCAUCAUUUUCAUGGCAGAGAAGAAGAACAAUUGCAAACCGAAACCCUAAAAAUUCGAAAUUAGCUAAGAGAAAAUGGAAGGAUCGAAGCAGCAGCAGAUUUUGCUUCAAAUGCAGCAGCAACAACAGCUGCAGCAGCGUCAACAACAGCUCUUUCUGAUGCAGCAUCUGCAGAAACAGCAGCAACAGGCGGCGAUGUCGAGGUUUCCGUCGAAUAUCGACGCUCAUCUCCGUCCUCUGGGAUUAAUCCCGAACCGACCCGUUAACCCGUCUCUUCAGAACGCAAUCCCUAACCCUAGUUCUGCCCCUAAUUUGCUUCAACACACCAAUAACUUUCAGCAAGAGCAGCAGAGUGUGCCUAGUCAGCAGAAGACGAUGAUGAUGAUGCAGCAGCAGCAGCAACAACAACAACAACAACAACAGAAAUCGAUGGUGAUGAUGCAGCAACAACAACAUCAACAGCAGAAUUCGAUGCGUCCAUUGAAUCAAUUGGAGUUACAGUUCGCUUACCAAGACGCGUGGCGUGUCUGCCAUCCUGAUUUCAAGCGACCUUUCGCUUCUCUCGAAGACGCCUGUGAAAGAUUGUUACCUUAUCACGUCGUGGCAGAUUACGAAGCAGAAGAGGACGACAGAAUCCUCGAUUCAGACACAACAAGCGAGACGCUAUCACGAAAUCAGCAAUGGGACAACAACAUUGCAGCCAAAGUCGCAGAAUUCACGGCGACAUUUGAGAAGCAAGCCCAAGCUUUCAACAUAAUAACUCAAAAGAGAAAGGGUGGAGAGCUCAGAUCGGAGGAAAGGUUGAUGGUUGAGCAAGCUUUGCUCCAAGACGAGAGAAAAGCAUGUGUUGAUGUGAAAUCAGAGUUGGAUAGAGAGAUGAAGGCUCAGGAGGCGAGGUUAAGAAUGGUGGCUUUGGCUCAAGCAGGACAAGUGAAGGCAGAGUCACUCCAAUCUCAUACCGAGAUGAUGGCUCGCAAUCCGCUGAGAGCUAAUGCGAUUGGGAAUCAUGGAGAACAAAGACGUAACAUGAACCCUGAUGAGAUGAUGAUGAUGAUGAUGCAUGGAUGGGGGAAUAAUAGUAAUAAUAAUAGUCAGAGAGAGGACAAGGAACCAGUAGAAGAUUUCUUGAAUGAUGAAGAAAAUGAAAAUGGAGAAACUGGUGAACAUGGGAACUGGCGAGGAAAUGGGGAGUUUGAUUUGAAUACUCGGUAAAUGGAACAAAGAGAUUAUAUUUUUUCCUUUUUUUCUUUUUCUUUUUUGGUGAUCCAAAUACUUGCAGAAUGCGAUGGUUUGUAGUUAAAACUUGAAAGGUAGUGAGAGUACUGAGAGAUAAGGUGUUCUUCUCGACUUUGGUUACAGUAAAAAGAAAAUGACGCUGAUCAAGUUAGUU